AUGUCUGCUCCGCUUCCCAAUCCACCUUUUGUCUUUCCAGCCCGGGACCCCGGCGAUGCGGCGCCUCCGUCUUCGGAGACCCGUACCAGGACCGCCCUACCCCUUCCGGCUUUUUCCUUCAACCCGGGCGCUCAGCAUUCAGCGCAACCGUCGAUGCCGACCCUCUCCCCCAACAGACCGGCCGGGCACCGCCGACGAUGUAGUGAGCUGGUUGGUGGAGAACGUCCGAUCAUACCCCCGGGAACUAUGGAGGCAAUCCAAAGCAAUGAUGAAAACCCAACGCCAGCACCGACCAAACUUCCCGCGCCGGGGCCUGGCUUUGGUGCAGGUGGACGCCGUCAUGCCCACCGACGCUCUGCCGCCAUCUCCAGCGUGGAUCUUACGGCCAUCUCGAAUGCUUUGGACCUGAAACCUUCCAUUGGCAGCGCUCCGUGUUUCCCGGCAGACACUAUGCGUGAGCACCGUGCUUCUGAGGAGCCCCCUAGGCCCGUCUCUCAAUCAGCAGCCAUCUUGACUCGGCAAUCUCCUCCAGUGUCGCCCCGGAUCGUAAUCGAGGAAGAUCAUUCAGAGCAAGCCCAACCGGAAACUCCAAGCAAUGGCACCGCGCCUGGACGUCAAUCUAGCGAAACUUUAAAGAGUGAAACUGGAGUUGCGGCCGCAUCACAGCCUGAAGCUUCCGCUAGAAAUAGCGGCUAUACCUGUUUUUCUCCCGUCGACAACGUGCCCCCCAAGGCCGAGCAGUCGAGGCCUAGACCUCGGACCGCGGAUGCGUCAUUCAUGCUGGAUCCGAGCAGGACCGCCAAAGCGGAUGGCGACUCGCCCACGAAACGGCCAUUGUCUGCGGCAGGACAUUCCCGGAAUCGCAAAAGCUUGUCUGCGGGGAUUCUCGACCACUUCGCAAGUUCAUCUCGACGGUCAUCUUCCUCAUCCAGCGGCUCGGAAAACAGCUCGGGGACCUCGGUGAGCGAGGCCACUGACCCGUUGGAAUCUCCAUCAAGCAAGAAGAGGUCGAAAGCCAAGAAGCGACAGAAGAAGGUACGGUCUUGGGCGGGCGCACUCUUGAUAAGGGGCAAAGGUAAACGGCAUUCAAAGAAGGAUAGGGCAGAAACAAAAGCUGCGAUUCCUCCUGUUUUGACGAGGACAAAUUCAGACCUUGGCUCGGGAUUGGACGUUGACUUUGAUGAUGACAAUAUUGUCGUUUUGAGAACACCGACUAAUCCGGGUACCCCGGAGUCCAGUCGUCUUCCCGCAGAGGACACGCCACCUAGCCUGGAAACCUCCUGGAAGCCAAGGAGCUUCUACGAACAGACUGCUCAAAAUGAUGUCCUUAGCCCAGUGAUUGAUCUGGAUGCAGCUCUGGGUCCUUUCAAUACCCCUGAGAUGCGCUCCGGUCGUCUUGCAGAGAGCGGCUUCUCGGCCGCGACCAAGCGGAUGUAUAGUGGUGGACGACGAGGUGAAUUCAUUGGCCCAGAAAUGCGCUAUCAUCGCCGUGCAGAGAGCGCCCCUGAGAUGCCUCCAUUCGAUCGUAGCGGCCUUGGGAAUAACCGGUUUGCCACGAGCUCAACCCUGGAGAACCCGGAUGUUCUGUACGAAGAGGAGGAGGAUGCCUUCCUGGCCGCCACGGGCGAGUCCCAGCCAGAACCUGUUGAGCGCCCACAAACACAGGUGACCAUGUCCAGCACGACUGAUGCAGAUAGUCAAUCGGAAGAUAGCAAAGAUAGCUCCGAGACACUCACACACCAGUCGCUUGCUCGUGAAACCAGCGAAGGCGGGUUGCCUCACGCUGGUCUCGGCAUACAGAAAGACGAAUCGAACGAUGCUCCCGAGUCCACUACCUGCGUGGAUCGGGAGGCGCGCAACUCUGCUGAACAGCAGACCUCGCUGGCUCAGUUUCACCAUGCGACCAACCCUUUCUCUGCGCCAUUGCAGAGCGCGGCAGAGGUCGUCAAACCAGAGGAGUGGCGACCCAGGCCUUCGAGUCCUGAUUAUUCGCCUGGGUUCAUGCCUGCUGACCACCGAGGUGUCACCUCGUUGGAACUGACCUCAAAUAUCCCUCCGUUGUCUCUGCAAGGCAAUAGCUCCCUCCCAAAUUCUUCUUUCCCAUCUCCCGACUUCACCUUGUCCUCGUCCGAUGUUCCUCGCUCGAUCACGACGUCGUCCACCAAUGACCGCAAUUUCUCAAACCCCUCCUACAAUCCGUCGGUGGAUCUUCCUCAGGGGUCGGUUGAGGAUGUACCCUCCCUGACCAGCAGUGCGUCAACGACGACGAACACAUUAGGCCGGAUCUCCGGCACCUUCUUCAGCCGUCCUCGGUUGUCCACCGAUCGCUCGGCAUCAUUUUCCGCGGCUGUCCGUCGUCGUACCAGCCAGGCCAACAGCUCCAAGCGAUCCAGUCUAGCGAGUCUCUCGAAGCUGAUGGUGGGACCCCACGCCGAACGGAGCAAGCUCAGCUAUGAAGAGAAGCCGCCGGAAGACGAGCCUGAGCGAGCCAAGAAGAAGGGCCUUCGCAUUAGUCGUCUGAUGCACUUUUGGAGGGCCAAAGAUAAGGACAAAUCCUAUCAUGAGCCUGGUGUUCGGGACCAGCGGCCCUCAUGA
Messenger RNA from Aspergillus ibericus CBS 121593, 2595 nucleotides. Its product is annotated as putative cell wall proline rich protein. The coding region runs from base 1 to 2595 and encodes 864 amino acids. The record is from RefSeq and is a predicted model, not a curated record. The transcript has a single exon. Lineage: Eukaryota; Fungi; Ascomycota; Eurotiomycetes; Eurotiales; Aspergillaceae.